UUUUGAGGAAAUUCGCCUGCUGACCCAAAAAGGCCUUAAUAUUGGCAGCAAACAAUAUCAAGUUGAAUGUUGAAGAUUGGCCAAUUGAAAAUUGUUGUGGGAAUAAAGAAGAAGAAGGAACUGAGAGAAAAGGAUGCAUAAGGAAACCACUUCUGUCCAUUCCAUUCACUUCUGUAGUUGCUGAUACCCUGCACAUGUUUCUUAGAAUCAUGGGCUUACUUUUUGGACAGGUUAUUGACAAAGUCGUAAACGAGGACAAAAAAGAGCAGCUUGUGAAUGAAAUGGACAGAAUUGGAAUUCCUUUCAAAUUUUAUGAUGUCAGAGGUGAAAACUGUGAAGAUGGAGAAACAAAGUUUACAAAGCUAGAUGGAAACGAUUUGAGAAAAGUUCUCAACUUGCUUGAUGUGAAGAAAGUGCUGGAAGGUAUUCUAUCAGUGAAUACACAGGAUGUUGAAAUGCUUUGGAAGGGCUUUCAGAUGUUGCUGGAUUCGAUUUCAUCAAAUCCUGGUGAUCCUCAUUUUCUUCAGCCAGAGGAGUUCAAGAGAAGAGCUAGAGAAUGGGGCCAUCUCUAUCUGUAUGUUAAUUAUCCAGAAGACCUCACACCAUACAUCCAUGCUUUUGUUUAUCAUGUUCCCCAAUUCAUGGCCAAGUAUUCAUGUAUCAAGCCAUUCAGUUGCCGCCAGCCCGUAGAGAAAAAAAACAUGUCCAAAACCAGGUGUUCCACAGGGCUUCACAGAAGGGUGGACGAGGAUCAGAGUACUCAGUACAGAUCUUGGAAAGAGAGAACCGGUCCUUGGUUGCCAAGAAGAUGGAUCUCGUUAGAGAGAAAAGAGAAUAUCGAAAACAUCAUGUUAUUGCUCAAAUUCAUCAAGAAGAAGAUGUAG
Actinia tenebrosa (Australian red waratah sea anemone) is the source of this 884-nucleotide messenger RNA. RefSeq lists its product as uncharacterized. The record is from RefSeq and is a predicted model, not a curated record. NCBI's taxonomy places the organism in Eukaryota, Metazoa, Cnidaria, Anthozoa, Actiniaria, Actiniidae.